AUGGACCUGGGGUACUUUGCUCUCGCCUUUCCGCCGGGGCUGUGCCCGCAGGUCCCGUGCCCCCAACGAGGGGACGACGCGUUCCUGGCGCUGGGCACCCCGGGCGGCGCCGCGCCCGCCCCGCCGGCGCUGGGCCCCGGCUGCCGGCCGUCCCGGGCAACCGGACCGCCGGGCUCCGCUCCGUCCGUCCUCCCCGGGAGCGGCCGCCCGCCGGCGCCGGACCCCGCCCGCCGCUGCCCCUGCCUCGGCGCUGGGGCCGGGGGGCAGCGGCACCUCUCGCCCUGCCCCGGGGCCGCCCCCGGCUCCCCGGCUCCCGCAGCGGCCCCGACGGCGCCCCGCACCUUCGAGUGGAUGCGAGCGAAGCGGAGCCCGUCCGGGACAAGCGGUGCGGCGCCGUGCGGGGCAGAACCUUCCGCCUGCUCCGCACGCACCAGCUUCAGCACCCGGCAGCUCACGGAGCUGGAGAAGGAGUUUCACUUCAGCCGGUACCUGUCGCGGGCCCGCCGCCUCGAGGUGGCCCGUUCGCUGCGCCUCCGCGACGCCCAGGUCAAGGUCUGGUUCCAGAACCGCCGCAUGAAGCAGAAGAAGCGGGAGCGGGACGCGCUGGCCGCCGCCGCGCCCGCGGGGGUCCCGGGGGGCCCCGCCUGA
This is a messenger RNA of Catharus ustulatus (Swainson's thrush), 648 nucleotides long. RefSeq names its product homeobox protein Hox-D1-like. Bases 1 to 648 code for a protein of 215 amino acids. Gene Ontology annotation, cellular component: nucleus. Gene Ontology annotation, molecular function: DNA-binding transcription factor activity, RNA polymerase II-specific; RNA polymerase II cis-regulatory region sequence-specific DNA binding. The record is from RefSeq and is a predicted model, not a curated record. Lineage: Eukaryota; Metazoa; Chordata; Aves; Passeriformes; Turdidae. The transcript has 2 exons. Gene Ontology annotation, biological process: regulation of transcription by RNA polymerase II.